UUUAACUAAAAAGUAAUUUAGUAGGUACCUACAUCUUGUUUAAAAUCUGUAAACUCUGAUCUAGCUAAUGCGGAUGUACUUGUCGUAGCAUUUAAAGAAGAAAACUGCCCGGUACAAAGAAUAUUUCAUAGUGGGUUGCAAUUUGCGUUAGCGGUGUAUAAUGCUCCAAAGUCUGUAUGUAGAUAAUAUCGAUCAUCUUCGUUAUGCAAAAUACGUCAAGUUGACAAAGCCCAAUAAACCUGCAGUUAUCAAAUAUCCCGCCAACAAGGGAACUCACCAACAUUUUAUCGUAACGAAGUUUCACAUUCAUAAUAUUAAGCCACAUUUGGUUUGCUACUUUUUGAUGUGAUACCCAUGUACUGUAAGGUUGCUUCAGUUGAGGGAAACCCACACGGAAAACCGUUGUGGAACAAGUGCGCUCCCAUUGUUUCGCCGUGGGAGUCACUGUCACUGGACAUCUAAAGGCCUAAUCCUUCGCCCAUCUUCAAAUCAUAAAAGGCCGGCAAGCGGUAACGUAGGUACUUGUGACUUCGCUGGUGUAGUGGGUGGCCAUGGCCAUUAGUCGUAGGAAACCGGAGCAAGUGUGAUCGUUUACCGCCAAAAAAAAAACGGGAGAAAUUACUGUCAACCUUCUUAUGUUAAUUGUAUUGUACGAUUCUCAUUAUGGUACCCGCUAUGGUUUACGCAUACAUAGGUAGGUAGGUAGAUAUUUUAUCACAAUUGAUUUAAUUUCAUUGAAGGUAUUCAAAACAUGAACCAUUUUGUAGAAAUAAUGUUAAAUACUGUGGGUAUUCCUAAUCCCUAGUUACAAUAAUUGAAUACUGCGUCAGUUACGCGUCUGUCUCCAAUCCAGCAUGUCUUGUAGGCGCGCCAGACAGUGUCGGGACAAAUAUAAAGAUGGAAACAAAGUUACUUGUGCUGCUAAGGAGUGGAGCAACAACCGCCGGUGGAGCUAUCUCAUCGAGGACGCAGACAACAUGUGCUACGCCGUGGGCGGGUGCGCCGGCGCAGGUCCCGCGGCCACAUACGUGGCUGCGGCGCUGCAGUUCUUCGCUGCGUCCCAGUGCCUCUUGCAAGAGUCGUAUCCGCGACAGGCGCAUGUCACAAAUGGGUCCCGGUACGACUUCAUCGUAGUGGGCGGAGGCACGGCGGGCUCGGCGCUGGCGGCGCGGCUGGCUGAGGAGGACCGCUUCAGUGUGCUGCUGCUGGAAGCAGGGCCCAACCCUCCCGAGGAGAGCAUUAUACCAGGCUUAAGACAAACCUUGAAAGAAACGCCCUACGACUGGAACUUCACCACCAUUGACGACGGGGUCACGAGCCAGGCGCUGGCGGACCACGUGCAGCGACAGCCGCGGGGCAAGAUGCUGGGCGGCAGCGGCUCGCUCAACGACAUGGUGUACGCGCGGGGCCACCCCGAGGACUACUACGAGUGGGCCGACAUCGCGGGCGACGUCUGGAACUGGACCAACGUGCUGGACUACUUCAAGCGGACGGAGCACAUGACGGACGCCAAUAUCGUGCACAACGAGGAGCUCAUGCAGUACCACGGCACUGGAGGAGCCAUCGAGGUGUCGGGGGCGCACUACCCAGGCAGCCCCAACAGCAAGCUGAUGGAAGCUUUCCAAGAGUUGGGCUUUGCCGCGGUGGACGACAUGACGUACCCGUACAAGCUAGGAGUCGGCAAGUUCUCCCACACCAUCAGGGCCGGCCGCAGGGACAGCUCGCUGACUGCUAUGCUAAACAAAGUCAAAUCCGGUAAGCUGCACGUAAAGAAGAAUACAUUUGCGACGAGAAUUUUGUUCGAAGGGAACAAGGCGGUCGGGGUCCGCGCCGACUCGGACGGAAGAGAGUUAUUUGUUUACGCGAACAACGAAGUGAUCGUAUCCGCCGGCACGUUCAACACGCCCAAGUUGUUGCUACUGUCGGGCGUGGGCCCCAGCGAUGUUCUCAACCAGUUCGGCAUAGAUGUCGUGCAGGACCUGCCCGUGGGACAGGGUCUGCAGGACCACGUCAUGUUCUUAAACUUUAUGAGUGCUGAACGCGGAACUUGUAAGAUGAACGACAGCGACGGUUACUUUAACGUGAUCAAGUACCUGUACAACGGGUCCGGCUCGUUGUCUUACUCCGACAGUAUCGGCGCGUACCUGCCUCAGAAGGACAGAGCGGCCCACGUGCCGUACUUCGCCAUCUACCCGUCGUGCGUGCCGGCCGGACAACUGACCAGCGGCCAGUGCACGCGGGGCCUCGGGUUCACGAGCGACAUUUGUGACAAGUUGCAGAAGGAGAACGAGUUACGCGAGCUGAUAGUGGCCGCCGUGGUGCUGCUGAAGCCGCAGUCCCGCGGUAACGUCACGCUGCAGUCUCUGCACCCGGGCGACGACCCCGCCAUUUAUUCUGGCACUUUUGACGAUGAAGCUGACAUGGAAGGGUUCCCGGAGGCCAUCGAGAAAACGUUAUCCCUGGUGAACACGACAUACUUUAGAAAGCUGGACGCGCGGGUGGUGGACCUCACCCCGGAGAGCUGCCGCGGGCUGCAGGAGGCGCGGCGCACGCGCUGCUCGCUGCGCGCGCUGGCGCUGGCGGCGUGGCACGCCGUGGGCACGGCGCGGCUGGGCGCGGUGCUGGACGCGGAGCUGCGCGUGCGCGGGCUGCGCGGGCUGCGCGUGGCCGACGCCAGCGUCAUGCCCACCAUGGUGCGCGGGAACACCAACGCGCCCGUCGUCAUGAUCGCGGAGAUGGCCGCCGACUUCAUCAGGAAUCAAUACGGACUCGAGUAACUUUUGUAUACAACACUUGUAGAGGAUUAGGAGGGAGGAGAUAUACGUACGUAGGUACCGCCCGCAACUGACGUAAGUCAUUAUUAUUUGACGAAGUUUAAUUAACAUUUGUAUAGUAUGUAACUAUGUAGUUAAAUGACAAAAUGAGCAGUAGUUAUUCUACUUUGUAUUUUAGAAAAUUAUUUGACAUGGCCAUUGUUGAAACAAAAAUAUUAAUUUUAAUUUAGCAAUUUACUAGUGUAAGUACUGCAAGUACCUGUAUUGUAUAAUUCAUAUACAUGUUUAGUGUUGUGACGAUACUUUA
Messenger RNA from Spodoptera frugiperda (fall armyworm), 3081 nucleotides. Its product is annotated as ecdysone oxidase. Bases 855 to 2777 code for a protein of 640 amino acids. Gene Ontology annotation, molecular function: flavin adenine dinucleotide binding; oxidoreductase activity, acting on CH-OH group of donors. NCBI's taxonomy places the organism in Eukaryota, Metazoa, Arthropoda, Insecta, Lepidoptera, Noctuidae. The transcript has 5 exons. The record is from RefSeq and is a predicted model, not a curated record.